CUCGACGCUCCCACUCCCACCGGAGCGCGGCGACCGGAGCACCCCAUCUCCGACGCGCUAUAUAAACCCCUCCUCCCCCCGGCUCUCCGUCCCCCAUCGCUGUGAUUACCCACCACAAUAAAACCAAUCUAACCCCGCCUGCAGAUCCGCUCCAUCGAUUCCCUCCCUAAAUCCUCCGCCAUUUUUUUGUUUGAUCGGAGCUUAGGGCUAGCGCUACCUCCGCCGCGCGGCGCCGUGUUAGGUUUUAUAGGCAGCAGCGGCCGCCGCGCGGUUGGUAGGGCUAGGGUUUUGGGGGUGGUGGUGGUCUGGAGUUGCGGGGUGGGGAUGGAUCGGAAGAAGGCGGGGGUGCCGCUCGUGUGCCACGGCCACUCGCGGCCGGUGGUGGACCUCUUCUACAGCCCCGUCACGCCCGACGGCUGCUUCCUCAUCAGCGCGAGCAAGGACUCAAACCCAAUGAUUCGCAAUGGUGAUACUGGAGAUUGGAUUGGGACCUUUGAAGGUCACAAAGGUGCUGUUUGGAGCUGUUGCCUUGACACCAAUGCUCUACGUGCCGCCUCUGGUUCUGCUGACUUCUCAGCUAAAGUAUGGGAUGCACUAACUGGUGAAGAGCUUCACUCCUUCGAACACAAGCACAUUGUUCGUGCAUGUGCUUUUUCUGAGGACACCCACCUGUUACUUACUGGAGGUCUUGAGAAAAUUUUACGUAUAUAUGAUAUGAAUCGCCCAGAUGCAGCCCCAAGAGAGAUUGACAAAUCUCCUGGCUCUGUCAGAACUGUUGCUUGGCUUCAUAGUGACCAAUCUAUAUUAAGUUGCUGCACUGAUAUGGGUGGCGUAAGGUUGUGGGAUGUAAGGAGUGGAAAAAUUGCUCAAACUCUUGAAACCAAGGCUACUGUUACUAGUGCAGAAGUAAGCCAAGAUGGCCGGUACAUCAUUACAGCUGAUGGUUCCAGUGUCAAAUUUUGGGAUGCAAAUUACUUCGGACUUGUUAAGAGCUAUAAUAUGCCAUGCAAUGUGGAAUCAGCUUCUCUUGAACCAAAGUAUGGGAACAAAUUCAUUGCUGGUGGAGAAGACAUGUGGGUCCAUGUCUUUGAUUUCUUCACUGGUGAAGAAAUAACUUGCAACAAAGGCCACCACGGUCCAGUCCAUUGCGUCCGGUUUGCUCCUGGCGGCGAGUCGUAUGCAUCAGGAUCAGAGGAUGGAACCAUCCGAAUCUGGCAGCUGGGCCCAGCUACCAGUGACGAGCAAGAGUCGCCGCCGAAUGCAAAUGGGAAGCUGAAGGUCAACACGGUGAGUGACGCUGCUCGCAAGAUCGAAGGCUUUCACCUCCCCAAGGACGGCCAGACUGAGGGAUAGAUACUAGUGCGGCACCGCUUUGAUUCAUGCCUGGGAAUGUGAUGGUUUGAGAUUUGUGUUGUCAAAGCUGGUGUUGCCUGUCUUGCUUCCCAAUUUCCCUUUGAUGGAUGGUAUCCUUCCGAACCAGGUGGUUUUGCAGCCUUGAGAAAAAUGGUGGGUUUUAGUAACAGCAAUGGUAUUUCCAAAAGAAGAUAGAGAGAGAGAGAGGCCCCGGGGGGGGGGGGUGAAAUUUUGUAUGAGGCCUCCUAACUCCAAUAGUCACUGCCAAUAUCUAAUGCCAAAAGGUUGAAAAAUUAUAAUUUCGUUUGCAUUA
This is a messenger RNA of Oryza sativa Japonica Group (Japanese rice), 1666 nucleotides long. RefSeq lists its product as uncharacterized. Lineage: Eukaryota; Viridiplantae; Streptophyta; Magnoliopsida; Poales; Poaceae. Gene Ontology annotation, cellular component: SMN complex. The record is from RefSeq and is a predicted model, not a curated record. Gene Ontology annotation, biological process: spliceosomal snRNP assembly. Gene Ontology annotation, molecular function: RNA binding; protein binding.